This is a messenger RNA of Pelecanus crispus (Dalmatian pelican), 829 nucleotides long. Lineage: Eukaryota; Metazoa; Chordata; Aves; Pelecaniformes; Pelecanidae. The record is from RefSeq and is a predicted model, not a curated record.
GCUUCACCCUAAGAACUGUCUGGGAGUGCGGCAGUUUGCAGAGACAAUGAUGUGUGCAGUGCUCUACGACGCUGCCAACAGCUUCAUUCAUCAGCACUUCGUGGAGGUAUCCAUGUCCGAAGAGUUCCUGGCACUGCCUUUUGAAGACGUCCUGGAGCUCGUUUCUAGGGAUGAGCUCAACGUGAAGUCUGAAGAGCAGGUGUUUGAAGCUGCGUUAGCUUGGAUACGGUAUGACCGAGACCAGAGGGAGUCGUUCCUCCCUGAGCUCCUGUCCAAAAUCCGCCUACCCCUUUGUCGACCUCAGUUUCUCACUGACCGCGUGCAACAAGAUGACCUGGUCCGCUGCUGCCACAAAUGCAGGGAUCUGGUUGAUGAGGCAAAAGAUUAUCACCUCAUGCCAGAGCGCCGGCCACACCUCCCAGCGUUCAAGACCCGUCCUCGGUGCUGUACAUCGAUCGCAGGAUUGAUUUAUGCUGUUGGAGGACUUAACUCAGCAGGUGACUCACUGAAUGUGGUGGAAGUCUUUGAUCCCAUUGCCAACCGCUGGGAGAAGUGCCAGCCAAUGACAACGGCCCGGAGCCGAGUCGGGGUAGCGGUGGUGAACGGACUGCUCUAUGCCAUUGGCGGCUACGACGGUCAGCUAAGGCUGAGCACCGUGGAGGUUUACAACCCGGAGAUGGAUUCCUGGUCCAAAGUAGAAAGUAUGAACAGCAAGCGAAGUGCCAUGGGAACGGUGGUGCUGGACGGCCAGAUCUACGUAUGUGGUGGAUACGACGGAAACUCAUCCCUCAACUCCGUGGAGUCCUAUUCUCCGGAAACAAACAAGUAA